AUGCAGCUCAUCAGCUCGCUCUCCCUCUUUCUCGCCUUUGCGAUUUCCGCACUGGCCUUGACUAUCACCUCACCCAGCACAACCAACCAAAAGGUCGACUUCAGCAAGCCAUUCACCAUCAAAUGGGGCUCAGUGCCCUCUGACCCCGAGCAAUUCACCAUCACCCUCGUCAACAUGGACGGCCACAAUGUUAACAAAGACCUGGCGGUUGAUGUCGACGCGUCCAAGGAAGAGUACCGUGUUGAGAAGGUCGCGGAUAUCCCUCUCGCAAACAACUACCAAAUCAACUUCCGCUCCACCGAGAAGGACAGCACGGGUAUUCUGGCUCAGAGUCCCAGGUUCAAUGUGACCAAGGUCGCGGACGACGAGGAUGACACAGAAACUACUACUACCGCCACCGCCACUGCCACUAGAACGCAGUCCCAGACUGCUGCCACGGAGACAGACGACACCAACGGAGCCGCCCAUGUGAAGGGCGUUUAUGUCGGGCCCGCUGCUGUGGCGGGUGUGAUGGCCUUGGUUGUGAUGGCUCUGUAA
Messenger RNA from Aspergillus mulundensis, 537 nucleotides. Its product is annotated as GPI anchored serine-threonine rich family protein. The record is from RefSeq and is a predicted model, not a curated record. The transcript is spliced from 5 exons. NCBI's taxonomy places the organism in Eukaryota, Fungi, Ascomycota, Eurotiomycetes, Eurotiales, Aspergillaceae. The coding region runs from base 1 to 537 and encodes 178 amino acids.